Molecule: messenger RNA, 900 nt
Organism: Dufourea novaeangliae
Lineage: Eukaryota; Metazoa; Arthropoda; Insecta; Hymenoptera; Halictidae
Exons: 2
Coding region: 1-900 (299 amino acids)
Source: RefSeq, a predicted model, not a curated record
AUGUGGAAAGCGGGCAAAAAGGAAAGGCAAGAUUAUUUAGAUGAGAAAAGGGAAUUCCAGAAAAUGUGUGAAGACACGAACGAGAGACGGAAAGGAAGGGGGAGAGAAAGAGUUAUAGAAAAGGAAGAUGAGACGGAAAUCACGGACGAAGGAAUUGAAGCGCAGAUAAAGAAGUUGAAGAGGAAAAAGGCGAUGGGAGAGGACGGAAUCAAAAAUGAAGCAUGGAUAUAUAGUGAGGGAAAUACAAGGAAGGAACUGAGAAAGAUUUUAAAAGAGGUAUGGGCAGGGAAAAGCUUUCUAGAAGACUGGAAGAAAAGGUGCAUAACGACAUUGCACAAGAAAGGAGAUCAAGAAGACGCAGCGAAUUAUAGAGGUAUAAGCCUUUUAUGCACAGCAUAUAAAAUAUAUGCUGCAGUUUUGAAUGAGAAGUUGAAGGAGGAAAUCGAGAAAAAUAAAAUACUACCGGAGACGCAAGCGGGAUUUCGAAAAGGAAGAGGAACGAUGGACAGUGCAUAUAUCUUACACCACAUAAUACAGAGGGAAACGACGAAAAAGAGAGGGAAGGUAUAUGCUUUUUUCGUAGACCUGAAAGCGGCAUUCGACUCCGUCAAAAGAGAACAACUAUGGGAACAAAUGUUCAACAGAGGUAUAGAGAAAGGGCUAAUAGAAGCAGUAAGAGAAAUUUAUCAAGAAACAAGCAGUGUAGUAAAAGUGAAUAAGGGAGAGACAGAGAAGUUCUGGACAGUUUUCACAAUACUGAUAGCAGACAUGGAGAAACGCCUAAAAAAAAACAGGACAGGAGGAAUAAAAGUAUUCGUUUAUAUUUCCUUGACUACAAGGAGUGCAAUAGAAAGAGAAAAUUAUUUGAAAAGGAAUAGGUUCAGUAGAAUAGGCGCCUAA